UAUGAAGCGAACUCUGUUCUACGCUCGCAAUUUUCUUCUCUUUCCUCCCAAAUUCAACGCAAGCCAUAAAAUUUCACCCAUUCAACUUGCUUUUUCAGCUCGGCCGACAGUCAGGUUCUAUACAUCCGAGUCUGAUUCAUCCAAUUUUGCCCGAACUCAGAACGAUAAUGGCGGCGCAGAUGUUGAGGAUGUCAGCAACGAAGAGCUUAAAAGGAGAAUAGAGAAGUACUUUGAGGGAGAUGAAGAGGCCAUACCAUCAAUAUUUGAAGCCAUUUUGAGUAGGAAGUUGGCAGGGAAGCAUGAAGAGAGUGAUGAUGAAUUGAUGGAAGAGAUUAGACACAAAAAUUCAGAGGAAGAUCAUGUCAAAGAAGAAGAAGAGUUUGAUUCCGAGCAAGAUAACUAGUCGGAACA
Molecule: messenger RNA, 411 nt
Organism: Pistacia vera
Lineage: Eukaryota; Viridiplantae; Streptophyta; Magnoliopsida; Sapindales; Anacardiaceae
Exons: 2
Coding region: 2-403 (133 amino acids)
Source: RefSeq, a predicted model, not a curated record